Falco peregrinus (peregrine falcon) is the source of this 664-nucleotide messenger RNA. RefSeq names its product chromosome 6 C12orf57 homolog (gene C6H12orf57). The coding region runs from base 111 to 488 and encodes 125 amino acids. Gene Ontology annotation, biological process: post-embryonic development. The record is from RefSeq and is a predicted model, not a curated record. The transcript is spliced from 3 exons. Lineage: Eukaryota; Metazoa; Chordata; Aves; Falconiformes; Falconidae.
UAUUUGUCCAGUAGGUUUCCCGCUGCGCGGGAAGCCUCGCGUGGGGUGUAACGGCAGGCGGGGCCGCGCCGGCGCGCGGCGCUGGGGGGGGGGAGGGGGCGGGCGGGGCCAUGGCGGCGGCGCAGGGCCCCGCGGCGGCGCUGAGCGCGGAGCAGGCCAAGGCCGUGCUGGCGGAGGUGAUCAAGGCCUUCGGGGCGGCGGAGAACGCGCAGCGAAUGGAGGAGGCGCGGGAUAACGCCUGCAAUGACAUGGGCAAGAUGCUGCAGUUCCUGCUGCCCGUGGCCACCCAGAUCCAGCAGGACGUGAUCAAAGCCUACGGCUUCAGCAACGACGGCGAAGGGGUCCUCAAGUUCGCCCGGUUGAUCAAGUCCUACGAGUCGCAGGACCCGGAGAUCGCUAGCAUGUCGGGCAAGCUCAAGGCUAUGUUCCUGCCACCCAUGACGCUGCCGCCGCACGGGGCCAGCACCGGUGGAGUGGCAACCUCUUGAGACCGUGGACCUGUCCUGCCGUGUUCGGUGCCUGACUGGUGCCCUCCUUCCCGGGUGUGCGUCCCUUCGGCCCCCAGAAUGGAGCUCUUGAACGUGGGAGAUGCUGAUCUGAAAGGAAUGGGGUGCUUUGUGCCUGCUUGUGUGUCUGCUGGUGAAUAAAAAAUACCUUAAAAAUG